Molecule: messenger RNA, 1310 nt
Organism: Capsicum annuum
Lineage: Eukaryota; Viridiplantae; Streptophyta; Magnoliopsida; Solanales; Solanaceae
Product: 29 kDa ribonucleoprotein B, chloroplastic
Exons: 5
Coding region: 99-962 (287 amino acids)
Cellular component (GO): cytosol
Molecular function (GO): mRNA binding
Source: RefSeq, a predicted model, not a curated record
CGUUAUAUCUUCAAAAUCUUUGAAAAAACCUUAUCUUUCUACACUACUACAACGAAAAAAAUAAGGAAAACUCAGCAGCCUUAGCAUUUUCAACAACAAUGGCUUCUUCUUCACUUUCUUCUCUCCAGUUCCUCUUCGUAACCCCACAAACCUUUUCUUCUCUAAAACCAAAUUCAAUAACAACUUCAUUUUCCUUCUUUUCUCUUCCUUCUUCGUUCUCUCUAAAUCUUUCUUUAUCUUCUUCAACCCUUUCUAUGAAGCCUUUUGAAUCGUCUCGUUUUGUUCGUAAAGUGGCGUUGUCGGAAUUUGAUCAGUUGGAGGAUGGUGUUGAAGAGGGAGAAGAAGAGCCGAGUUUCUCUCCGGACCUUAAACUGUUUGUUGGUAAUUUGCCGUUUAGUGUUGAUAGUGCUGCCCUUGCUGAGAUUUUUGAACGUGCUGGGAAUGUUGAGAUGGUUGAGGUUAUAUAUGACAAGCUCACAGGGAGAAGCAGAGGGUUUGGUUUUGUGACAAUGUCUACGAAGGCAGAAGUGGAAGCUGCUGAACAACAAUUCAAUGGAUAUGAAAUUGAUGGGAGGGCAUUGAGAGUGAACUCUGGGCCAGCACCAGACAAAAGGGAGAAUUCUUUUGGAGGUGGACGUGGUGGGAGAAGAGAGAAUUCUUCUUUUGGAGGUCCACGUGGUGGGAGAAGUUUUGAUAGCUCCAACAGAGUCUAUGUAGGGAACCUCUCAUGGGGUGUCGAUGACCUUUCACUUAGAGAAUUGUUCAGUGAACAAGGCAAAGUUGUGGAUGCCAAGGUAGUCUAUGACAGAGAUAGCGGUAGAUCAAGGGGCUUUGGCUUUGUGACAUAUAGUUCCGCUACAGAGGUCAAUAAUGCAAUUGAUAGCUUGAAUGGUGUUGACCUUGAUGGCAGGUCCAUACGCGUGAGUGCUGCUGAAGAGAGGCCCCCCAGGCGUCAAUUUUGAAUGUGUUAAAUUACAUCUCUUUUGAUUGGGGAAGAACUUGAGGGUCUGGAAAUGCUGAAAAUUGCGGCAAAGCUCAUGAAUUGUUUGCACCUUCAGCACCUGUUACUUUUACACCAAAGUUGGUACAAAGUUUUUGGUAUCUAAGAUUAAUAGAGCACUCACAAUUAUAUUUUCUAUUAAAAGUAAAUGUUCCAAAAUUGCCUUGGGGGAAAGAUUCUGACCUGUAAGUAAUAUUAUUUCCAUUAGUUGAUGAUGGACUAGACAAAUGACGUUAGAUCAAUCUUUGGGAUGUAUCUUGGUGGUGAACCAUUCGUCUUAUAAAUGAACAUUCUGAAUGUGUUGCGCAAA